Messenger RNA from Orbicella faveolata, 2091 nucleotides. RefSeq lists its product as uncharacterized. The record is from RefSeq and is a predicted model, not a curated record. NCBI's taxonomy places the organism in Eukaryota, Metazoa, Cnidaria, Anthozoa, Scleractinia, Merulinidae.
ACCGAUCACACUGUGUUCAGGAUAUUGUUCGAUAGUUCUCUGCAUUAUUAAAGGACUCCAUCCUAAAUCGCUUUCUUUUCUUUUUUUGUUUUCUUUCAUUUUUGCCGCGUAGGCGUUAUUUCAAUUACGGCUCAACAUGUGAAACGUAAAGAGAGUAUGCAAAUUUCGAGAAAAGCCCUUCUUUUCCCCUCUUAAUUAAUUGAAAAAAAUUACGAGGAUCUCACAAGCUUUGAGCAGUACGAAGCCAAAAGGUAAUGCCCAAGUUUUGACAAUUCGUAGCUGGUUUGCAUUAAAUUACUCAAAAUUGUGCAGUUUUUAUCACAUAUAUGUUAAAAAUAAGCAUGCCUUGAUAUGUUGUUAUUAAAUGGGAGACACCUGUCGUUAACGUUGCAGACGAGACUGCAGUCAAAUAUUGACCCUUCCGCCUUGUUUGAAGCCAAACCGCUAAUAACUGUGACAGAAGCAAUUAUAAAUAACGAGAUGUCGAGAAAACGUUCGAUAUUGUUCUUUUUUUUUUUUUUGGUGGCGAAUUUUAAAUUUUCCGAAUCGAGCAUUAGAAUACUUACGUGUAUUCAUGGUCUAACAGUACUGAAAAUUGAAUGGUUACCGAAUAUCUAACGUUGCUUAGCAGGUAUUCGCAAUCGAUAUAUUAAUUACGCUUAUUGGACAUCGCGACAAACUUCUAAUCUUUGUUUGCUACAGCUGUCACAGAAACUUUCAGAGUGGAAGAGAAUUUUGAGUGUUGCACUUUGAGUACAAAAUCAAUUCUUAUCGAAUCGAAUUAUUUCAACCCAACGAUUGGCCCGAAUUGCAGAAAACAUUGAGCAUUACCAUAUUUCAGUCAUGAUCCAAUUGUCAGGACUUGGCAAUACAAGCACCACAGAAAUGAAGUUAAAGGGCUUUUUUUCAAUUGCACUGGCUUUGAGUUUGGUUGCAAUCGUGGGAAUGAUUGUUUAUACCUCCAAACAAACCGUAGGAGACAUGAUCAGGUUCAGUGAAAUCAGUGACUUUCAUUUAUCAUCUGAAUUUUUCACCUACAACUCGAAACUUCACGAUUAUACAGCACAAAAAAGCACAACUCGAAAGCCUUUCGUUUAUCUCACGGAGACAGAGCAAUGCCUUCCUCAAAACUUGGCCUCUUCUUCUCAGAUUGGCGAUCCCGAGACCUGCAACUGUGAUGUGAUUGUGCUAAGUUUCAUAGCCAAGUGCCAAGAUAACAAACAAUCACACAUCACUUAUUUGUUUGAUCCGAACACCCUGUUUGCAUCAGGACGGAAUGUGCUCUUUUUUGCCGCAAUGGAUAGAAGACCAGGCUAUCAUUAUUACAUAUUUAUAAACGACGACACGAUUCUCAAGUUCAACGAGUUUACACCCGCCAACAUCACUAAGAUGUCGCCGUUCCGAGCUGUAGAAGAGUGGCUGCUAGAUUACGAGCCAGCAGUGGGUGUGUUGGAUUACAAGGUCCAUCAUGGCGCAAGCACUGUCAUAAAGAAAAGGAGAGAUUUAUGUGGUAUAAAUGAAUCAUCUCUCAUGUCGCCGUUCCGAGCUGUAGAAGAGUGGCUGCUAGAUUACGAGCCAGCAGUGGGUGUAUUGGAUUACAAGGUCCAUCAUGGCGCAAGCACUGUCAUAAAGAAAAGGAGAGAUUUAUGUGGUAUAAAUGAAUCAUCUCUCGUUCUUCCUACCGUGUUUUACGACGCCAUCUUCAACGCUUUCCACUACGAAGCUGUUGCACAUAUCCUUCCCUAUCCAACGCAAUACGAACGCGUGUGUAUGUUUGCCAGUAACAGAGACACCAUGAUAGCUGUCGAAGUCAAAUUUGGCGGCCAAGCACUUUUGUUUUCUCCCGUCACAGCUGGCAAUCCCAAACAUCGAAAGUAUGACAGGUCUAGGACAAAUUUCACGGAAAUAUCGCGUGAAUUUAUAGCGAGGAUCAAACAAGAGGCGCCACCAGUGCUAAGAAAUCACGUCAUUUUCGAAAUGUUACACGCGAAUCCAAAGCGUUAUCUUAACAGUGAAUCGCGCUCGUUUUGUGUCAAUGUAACUCGGCACCAGCCCAUUAUUCCUUACAGGCACUUGCUGAAAGGUAUUUGA